Pichia kudriavzevii is the source of this 4989-nucleotide messenger RNA. RefSeq lists its product as uncharacterized. The transcript has a single exon. Gene Ontology annotation, molecular function: clathrin light chain binding; structural molecule activity. The record is from RefSeq and is a predicted model, not a curated record. Bases 1 to 4989 code for a protein of 1662 amino acids. Lineage: Eukaryota; Fungi; Ascomycota; Pichiomycetes; Pichiales; Pichiaceae. Gene Ontology annotation, biological process: Golgi to endosome transport; intracellular protein transport; receptor-mediated endocytosis. Gene Ontology annotation, cellular component: clathrin coat of coated pit; actin cortical patch; clathrin complex.
AUGUCUGACGCCCCACCGAUCGAACUCGUUGAUGUCUGUCAGUUGGCAUCCUUGGGUAUCAAUCCUCAGUCCUUCAAUUUCUUGAGUACUACACUGGAAUCCGAUCAUUAUGUAUGCUGUCGUGAGACAAGUGAUGCAGGCAAUGCUGCCGUGAUUGUUGAUUUGAAGAACAACAACCAGGUUACCAAAAAGUCAAUGUCUGCUGAUUCAGUUAUUAUGCACCCAAAUUCCAUGGUCAUUUCAUUACGUGCAAAUGAUAAAACUAUUCAAAUCUUCAAUAUGGAAACAAAACAGAGAUUAAAAUCAAAUGAAAUGAAUGAAAGAAUCGUUUUCUGGAAAUGGUUGAGUGAUCAAGUAUUAGGUCUGGUCACCUUGAAUUCUAUUUAUACAUGGAAUGUAUUUGACGGCACCGAUGCAGGACCAAUAUUGUUGACAUCAAGACAUGUGUCACUAAAUGAUUGCCAAAUCACUCAGUUUGCUGCUAAUAAAUCACUGAAUUGGUUUGCAAUCGGUGGUAUAGCUCAGGAAAAUGGUAGAAUCGUUGGUCAUAUACAACUCUUUUCUAAGGACAGGAACAUUUCCCAACCGAUUGAGGGUCACGUUGCUAACUUCACCCAGCUAAAAUUACAAGGCUCUUCCAUUGAGACUCAAUUAUUUGCAUUUGCUACUAGAAAUGAAAAUGGUGGUACGUUGCAUAUUAACGAAAUUGAUCACCAGGAAGGGGCACCUGUCAUUACCAAGAAAAACGUUGAUAUUUUUUUUCCAAGCGAAGUUCCAAAUGAUUUCCCUGUUGCUAUUCAACUAUCUUCUAAAUACGGAAUUGCUUAUAUUUUGACUAAAUUUGGUUUCAUUCACUUGUACGAUGUUGAAACCGGGAAGAAAAUUUUUUUGAAUAGGAUUUCAUCAGAUCCUGUUUUUACUGGUGCUCCAUUUGAUAAUAAUGGUGGAAUUAUCACAAUCAACAGAUCCGGUUCAGUUUUAGCUGUUGAAAUCUCCACUGAUAGGAUUAUUCCUUACAUUCUAAAUAAUUUGGGUGAUGUUGAAUUAGCUUUGAGCUUGGCAUCGAGAGGUAACUUACCAGGUGCUGAAAAUUUAUUCUCUCAUCAGUUCAAUCAAUCAAUUGCAACUGGUGACUAUACAUCUGCUGUUAGAAUCGCAGCCUCUUCUUCUCAAUUGAGAACACCUGACACUAUAGCCAAAUUGAAAAGCUUGCCAACUCAACAGGGUCAACCUGCUCCAUUUUUACAAUAUUUGGUUUUCUUAUUAGACAGGGGCACUUUGAAUAAGUUUGAAACCUUGGAAUUGGUCAAACCCUUAGUUCAACAGAAUAGAAUUGAAACGUUAGAGAAGUAUUUAAAGGAAAAUAAACUGGAAUGCUCUGAAGAAUUGGGUGAUCUAAUCAAGCCGGCAAAUAUUACUUUGGCGUUGGCUGUUUACUACAAAUCCAAUGUUCCAAACAAAGUUGUUCAAUGUUUGGCGGAGCUAGGCCAAUUUGAUAAGAUAUUGCCAUUUUGUGAAAAGGUGUCAUACACCCCUAAUUUCACAGUUUUGAUCCAAAACAUCUUAAGGGUUAAUCCAGAUAAAGCAGCAGAAUUUGCUGUUUCCCUACUACAAUCUCAACCAGAUUUGAAUGUCCAACAGAUUGCGGAUAUUUUCUUUUCCCAAAACUACAUCCAACAGGCUACUGCUUUCUUAUUAGACGCUCUAAAGGAAGAUAAACCUGCUGAUGGCCAAUUACAAACAAAGUUACUAGAGGUUAAUUUGCUACACGCACCACAAGUCGCUGAUGCUAUUCUAGGUAAUUCUAUGUUUACGCACUAUGAUAGGCCAACAAUUGCAGCUCUAUGUGAAAAGGCUGGCUUAUACCAAAGGGCUUUAGAGCUAUAUGAUAAUAUCAAGGACAUCAAACGGGUCAUUGUCCAUGCCAACGAGUUGCCUGCCGAUUGGUUAGUUUCUUAUUUUGGUAAUUUAAAAGUUGAUCAGUCUGUUUCUUGUUUAAGAGAAAUGCUGUCCAAUAAUUUAGCUCAAAAUUUACAAGUGGCCAUUCAAAUUGCCACUAGAUAUUCUGAAUUGAUUGGGCCUGUGACUUUAAUUAAGGUUUUUGAAGAUUACAAAUCAACUGAAGGUUUGUAUUAUUAUUUAUCGUCUAUUGUUAAUGUCACCCAAGAACCAGAGGUUGUGCUGAAAUAUAUCCAAUGUGCUGCAAAGUUGGGCCAAAUUAAAGAAAUCGAAAGAGUCGUUAGAGAUAACAAUGUCUACGACGGUGAAAAAGUUAAGAAUUUCUUGAAAGAGGCUCAAUUACAGGAUCAGUUACCUUUAAUUGUUGUUUGUGAUAGAUACGAUUUUGUGCAUGACUUGAUUCUUUACCUUUACAAGAAUAAGUUUUUCAAAUUCAUUGAAGUGUAUGUUCAGCAGGUCAACCCUUCAAAAACUCCUCAAGUUGUUGCCGCUUUGUUAGACGUGGAUUGUGAUGAAAACAUCAUUAAAUCAUUAUUGAAGUCAGUUCUUGGCCAAGUUCCAAUUGCAGAGUUAUGCGAAGAAGUUGAAAAAAGAAAUAGAUUAAAGAUUUUGUUACCAUUUUUGGAAGACACCUUAGCUUCAGGGUCUCAAGAUAAAGCAGUAUACGACACUUUGGCGAAGAUUUAUAUUGAUUCUAACAAUAAUCCUGAAAAGUUCCUGAAGGAAAAUGAUCAAUAUGAUACUUUGGUGGUCGGUAAAUAUUGUGAAAAGAGAGAUCCUUUCCUUGCCUACAUUGCGUACGACAAAGGUUUGAAUGAUGAUGAGUUAAUAAACAUUACCAAUGAAAAUUCUAUGUUUAAAUACCAAGCUAGAUACUUAUUGAAGAGAUCCGACCUAUCACUUUGGGGCAAAGUUUUGACUCCAGAUAACAUUUAUAAGAAACAGCUAGUCGAUCAAGUUGUUGGUACCGCAAUACCGGAAUUAGAAGAUCCUCAGCCAAUUUCUAUUGCAGUGAAGGCAUUCAUGGAUAACCAAUUGCAAAGUGAAUUGAUUGAUUUAUUAGAGAAAAUUGUGCUCGAGCCUUCACCAUUCAAUGAUAAUCCAUCCUUGCAGGCAUUAUUGAUUUUGACUGCUGUCAAAGUUGACCCAUCACGCAUUUCUAACUAUAUUGAAAAGAUGGAUGCUUAUAAUCCAGAUGAAGUUGCACCAAUUUGUAUCGAGAAUCAACUAUACGAGGAAGCUUUCCAAAUUUAUGAUAAAUUUGAAAACCAUACUGCUGCAAUGAAAGUUUUAGUAGAGGACAUUAUGUCUCUAGAUAGAGGUGAAGAAUAUGCUGAAAAGCUAGAAAAACCGGAAAUCUGGUCACAACUUGCCGAGGCCCAAUUGAAUGGUUUGAGAAUCCCUGAAUCCAUUGACUCCUAUUUGAAGGCAGAAGAUCCAUCUAAUUAUGCUAAUGUUAUUGAAGUAGCAGAGCACGCAGGCAAAGAAGAGGAGUUAAUUCCAUUUUUAUUAAUGGCUAGAAAAACAUUGAGAGAACCUUUAAUUGAUGGUGCUAUUAUUAAUGCAUACGCAACAUUGAAUAGAUUAUCAGACAUUGAAAAGUUCUUGAAAUUAUCUAACGUCGCAGAUCUGGAUUCAAUUGGUGACAAGUUGUAUCAAAAUGGUAAUUAUGAGGCAGCAAAACUAGUUUUUGAAAGCGUGUCUAACUACUCCAAACUUGCGUCUACUUUGGUUUAUCUAAAGGAUUACACCGCUGCUGUUGAUUGUGCAAGAAAGGCAUCUAAUGUUUCAGUUUGGAAACAGGUUAAUCAAGCUUGUAUUGAAAAUAAAGAAUUCAAGCUAGCUCAAAUGUGUGGCCUGCAUUUAAUUGUACAUGCAGAAGAACUAGAGCCACUAGUUAUCCAAUACGAAUACAAUGGUUACUUUAAUGAGUUGAUUUCAUUAUUUGAAAAUGGUUUAUCUUUGGAAAGAGCUCAUAUGGGUAUGUUCACCGAAUUGGCAAAUCUGUACACUAAAUACCAGCCAGACAAGACAAUGGAACAUCUGAAAUUAUUCUGGUCAAGAAUUAACAUUCCUAAGGUUAUCAGAGCUUGUGAAGAGGCACAUCUUUGGCCUGAAUUAAUUUUCCUUUACUGUCAUUACGAUGAAUGGGACAAUGCGGCAUUGACAAUGAUUGAAAGAUCAGAAUCCGCAUUUGAUCACUCUUCAUUCAAGGAAAUAAUUGUGAAGGUCUCCAACUUAGAAAUUUAUUACAGGGCAAUUAACUUUUACACGAAUAUGCACCCAACAUUAUUAAUUGAUCUCUUGGCUGUAUUAACUCCCAGAUUGGACUUACCAAGAGUCGUUAAAAUUUUCCAAAAAUCUGAUAACUUACCUCUCAUCAAGCCAUUUUUGAUCUCGGUAUUGGAAAAGAACAAUUCCGUUGUCAAUUCCGCUUAUCAUGACUUAUUGAUUGAGGAAGAAGAUUACAAAUCAUUACGUUUGGCUAUUGAAUCAUACGACAAAUUUGACCAUAUCGGUUUAGCUGAAAGGUUGGAGAAACAUGAACUAAUUUUCUUCAGACAGCUUGCUGCCAUUAUAUAUAGAAAGAACAAGAAGUACCACAAGGCUAUUUCCCUACUAAAAUCUGAUGGUUUAUGGUCCGAUGCUAUUGAAACAGCAGCAAUGUCAAAGUCCACUAAGAUUAUUACUGAAUUACUAACUUAUUUUGUUGAAACAGGUAACCGUGAAUGUAUGGUUGCAACCUUGUACAGAUGUUACUCUUAUAUUGAUUAUGACGUCGUUCUUGAACUUUCCUGGCUAAAUAACUUAGAAGAUUUGACUAAACCAUAUCAAAUUUCUGUUGCAAGAGAAAACCAAAAGAAGAUCAAUGAAGUUUACUCCGAUUUGAAGCUGAGACAGGAAAAGGAGAAGACAGAAGAAGAACCUAGUGGUUUGGGACAACCUUUGAUGAUCACUAGCGGUCCAAGCGGCUCAGCACCUUUAAAUGUUAACUCUACAGGCAUGGGUUUUGGUAAUGGAGGAUUUUAG